Messenger RNA from Cryptomeria japonica (Japanese cedar), 3525 nucleotides. Its product is annotated as disease resistance protein RUN1-like. The transcript has 6 exons. Gene Ontology annotation, molecular function: ADP binding. NCBI's taxonomy places the organism in Eukaryota, Viridiplantae, Streptophyta, Pinopsida, Cupressales, Cupressaceae. The coding region runs from base 1 to 3525 and encodes 1174 amino acids. The record is from RefSeq and is a predicted model, not a curated record. Gene Ontology annotation, biological process: defense response; signal transduction.
AUGCCUGCUUAUGUUUAUAAUUUAAUAUGUGAAGAAAUACAAGAAGAAUGUCCCCCAACGUCGGAUCAGAUCGACACCACUCAAGUCAUGAAUUCAAGCUGCCGAGAAUACUGGCGUUCGACUGUGGAGAUGUCAAAUUUUGGCACAAUUAAUUCCUCCCUGCCAAACGCACCGAUUCGCAGUGAACGAGGACAGAAAUUUUUGGAUCAAAAUGUAUUUCUAAGUCACAGUGGUAGGCAGAAAAAUUUUGUUAGGCAGUUACACAGAGACCUAACAAACCAGGGCGUGUCCUGCUUCUUUGAUCAAGAUCGCGAAAGUUUGCCAGUGGGCGAAGAUUUCCCCUCUCGUAUAUUUGAAGCCGCUAAGACAUGCCAAGUAGCAGUUUUACUCCUCUCUAUGGAUUUCCUCCAAUCAAGGUGGCCCAUGCUGGAACUGUCUGCCUUUGUGGAAGCGAGAGACAGAACCCGUAAAAAUCCCAAUCUAAAAAUUUUACCCUUGUUCUACCAGAUUUCACCGGAUGCUCUUAAAAACAUUUCGGCAGAGGACGAAAACUGGAAACAGUUGGAGAAAUCCGAGGAAAAACGAGCAGAAUGGCACGAAUCUUUAAAUGCAAUACGGCGAAAUAACGGGUUGAAGAUUAGUGAAGGUGAUGAUGAAGUGAAGUUUAGAGAUGAAAUUGUGAAAGAAAUCUGGCGUAUACUUCCAACACCCUCACCAAGGUAUAAUGUCCGUUGUAUGCAAGGACAAGUACGAAUGUGUCAGGGGGUUGCAGAUUUCUUCAACUUCGUUCAUCCAGACAAAAAGGGAAUCCGCAUUGCAGGAUUGUAUGGAAUACCGGGCCAGGGGAAAACUAUACUUGCCAAGGCUUUUUGCAACUUCAAAUUGGGGGUUUUCGAGGGUAAAGUCUGCCAUCUAGAAUUUUCUAGAGGCGAUUCAUUCGAAAGACUUAAAAUUGCCCUGCAAUAUCUCACUUGCUGUCCCCAGUCGUAUCUCCAAGCACUGACCGACCAAGAUCAGGCACAAAAUGAGUUAUAUAGAAGAGUGGAGAGGAAAAGGGUAUUGUUGGUUCUUGACAAUAUCACAGAAGAAUGUAUAGAUGAAGUGGCGUAUUAUCUCAAGGCAGACUUGGGAGAAAACAGCUGGAUCCUUUUGAGCGCUCGGAGUGUGGAUGUUCUAGAAAGGCACUUCAAGAUAGAUAAGCAGUCAUGCAUACGAGUACCAAGGCUCAUAGAGGAAGAGGCCAUAGCAAUCUUGUUGGAAAACGCAUCUGUAGAAGUGUCAAUGUUGGGGGCAGACGAGAAAGCUUUUGCUGUAAAGUGUGCAGGUAGAUGUUCUUUCAAAGAGGUCGCUUGGACAGAAGGAACAUUUCAUCCGCUAGCCUUAAAAGCUUUUGGAGGUCACCUCUUCAAUAAUCAUGGUCUGCAGUUGUCUAAGUGGGUUGCUGAGAUAGAAGGCUGGGUAGAUCGAUGCGGUUAUGGUUUGGAUAAGUUGUUGGCUUUGCUGGGCAAAGCUUUUGACAACAUGUGUCCCGAAUAUCGCACCAUAUUCAUGCUUCUCACCCUUUAUCUGCCGCCUGAUAUGUCUCCCCAUAAAGUUACUGAAUGGCUGGCAAUGAUUGUCAACAAAGAGAUCUCGUUUAUUGAGAAAGCAGUUGAGGAUCUAUGUAAGAAGGCUUUUAUUGAAGAAUCAAGACCUAAAAUUCGCAUCCACGACCUAUAUGUUGAAUUCGCACAAAGCAAAGCAGAUGAAAUGGGGAGAUGGCUGUGGUGGAUGGGUGACCCACGUAGUACACGUGGGUUAAUAUCAAAAGACAAUGCAGGGUUUGAAUUGGCUAAGUUUGAGCAGUGCAUGCAUCAAAGACUGUCCCAGAUAGCACUCAACAACCUUCAAAAUCUGUUGGUGCUUCAGCUUAUAGGCGUGCAGAAAAUGACGAAACUUGACUUGGAUGGGAUGGGCUGUCUCAGAAGUAUUACAUUACAUAAAUGCAAUGACCUGAAAGCGCUUGAAUGUAUGGAAAAACUGCAACAGCUGGCGUGGCUUCAGAUAAGUGAAGUAAAUCCAAUGUUUAAACUUCCAGAGCUAAGCAGCCUCAAAGGAUUACAACAUCUUCAGAUCAAUUUAGCAGGCAGCCAGGUGCUCAAUCAGCUGGGAGAUCUUACCAGUUGUGCUUUUCUGAGAGAGAUAAAUGUUUAUUGCCGAUCCCUGUGGGAGUUUCCAAGGUUGAACAGUUUGCGGUAUUUGGAGAAAGUGGAAUUUAUUGUGCGUGAUAAUGUGAACGGGCCCGUCGACUGUACAGAAUGCGUGGAGUUGCAGAGUACUCUCCUGAAGAGACGUUCCCGGCGGAAUAAGACAACGGCCUACCUGAUUGGACGUAAGAAACUAUCCAAAACUGUAUUAUGGGAUCCCGAUGCAGUGAAGGCAUGUCCAGAUUUAGAUGCAGUGAAGGCAUGUCCAGAUAUAGAUGCCCAGGUAGAGUCGUUUGUUGCAUCAAAAGAUGUUUCAGCCCUCAAAAGUUUAGAAUCGUGUGAAGGGCUGAAAAAUCUUCAACUAUGGAAUUUGAGAAAUCUAGAGGAGCUUCCGAGUUUCAGACUUCUAUCAAAUUUGACUGUGCUCAAAAUUGGCAAGUGUGGUAUAAGCGAGGCCCCGGAUCUAACAUGUUGUCUCUUGCUGGAGGAUGUUUGGUUUUCCACACUAGAAAAUUUACAAAGCUUUCCCGAGUUCUCACCACUGAGGAAAUUAAAGAAGUUAGGAUUAUAUAAUUGCUGCAGGGUUGAAGAUCCUCCUGACGUUAGUGGCUGCCAUGAAUUACAGGUAUUCCAUCUAGUCUACAACGACAAUCUCAAAGGACUUCCCGACAUGGGAGAGUGCCCACGAUUAGAGGAAAUCAAACUGAGUUGGUAUUCUUCUGAAGAAAAUAAUGUCAAAAAUUCUGAGGACAGUUCUGAAUUAAAAGACGAAACCUUCUCAAACUUAAGUGAUGUAAGCGCGCCAGAGGCAUUGAAAGAGUGGAAGUGGCUGGAGGGCAAGACAGUGCUCGGAAUAAAGUAUGUCCGUGGAGGGAAGAUGUAUUAUUGUAUCACAGCUCCGUGCGAAUCUGUCGACAGAAUGCAGUUUGUGAGAAAAGUAACGAUAGAUGAAAGCUCUCUGUAUCUACCCGACCCGUCUUUCUAUGUAUCUGAAUUAAUUACGACAUCCUUUAUUUCAUAUCAGAUAACUACAACAGUACUGACGCUAGUUGAUGGACGUAAAGCCUUCACAACUCGGUGCGGAGACUCUUGUUUUGCAUUCUACAGAGGCGUCCAUUUUGCAUCCGGUCUUCUGCUUCUUAUAAUGCUUGUGUUUAUUUCUCACUCUCUAUUGUCAGUAAUUAGACGAAGGUUCUCAAAAGAUCGGCAUCUUGACUUCCCUGCAUUGUAUGUGGUAGCUGAACGGGAUCUUCGUGCUGUUACAGCACUUGCGUUCAUAGUUGGAAUUUUACAGCUUAUACUUGAGUGUAAUUGGCCGAAGUGUGGAGUCACAGCUUAG